UCUUUUCUUUCCUUUUCUUUUUCUUUCCUGUCAUCCUGUGAUCACACUUAUGAAGACUUUCUUCAGUGCCUCACCACUCGUAUAUCCAACCUGACCUCCACUCAUAAAGUCGUUAUCUACACUCGAAAUGAUGCAGCAUAUUCUACCAUAUUGAAUUCAUCCAUAACAAACCAUCGUUUUACUUCUCCUUCAACCCCAAAACCAUUCGCUAUCAUCACACCAUUUCAUGCAUCUCACGUACAAGCCACUGUUUACUGCUCCAAGAAACAUGACAUGCAAAUCAAAAUUCGAAGUGGUGGCCAUGAUUAUGAGGGCCUUUCUUAUGUGUCCAAUCAUCUCCCUUUUGUUGUAGUUGACUUGAGAAACUUAAAUUUUAUUAGCGUUGAUGUGGAAAGCAAAUCUGCAUGGGUUCAGGCUGGAGCUACGCUGGGUGAACUUUAUUAUAGGAUUGCUGAAAAGAGUGGAAAUCUUGGCUUCCCCGCCGGCGUUUGUGCCUCUGUCGGUGUUGGUGGACACAUUAGUGGAGGAGGCUACGGGUUUUUGACGCGAAAAUAUGGGCUUGCAGCCGAUAAUGUCAUGGACGCGCAGAUAAUCGACGCUCAAGGUAGAAUUCUUGAUAGGAAAUCUAUGGGGGAGGAUUUGUUUUGGGCCAUACGUGGUGGUGGAGCAGCAAGCUUUGGAGUCGUUCUUGCAUGGAAACUGCGACUAGUUCCUGUGCCAUCAACAGUGACAGUGUUUAAUGUCAAAAGGAAUAUGGAAGAUGAUGCAACAAAGAAGCUCGUAAAUCGAUGGCAACGGCAUGCUGAUAAAGUUGAUGAGGAUCUAACAAUCUUCAUCACGUUCCUAACUGUGAGUUCUAUUGAUAAAAAGGGGAAUAAGAAAAUUGUACUAGAAGCUUUCUUUUCGGCAACAUUCCAUGGCGGUGUAGAUCGAUUGCUUCAAUUGACACAAAAGGAGUUUCCUGAGCUGGGUUUGCUUAAACUAGAGUGUACUGAAAUGAGAUGGGUCGAAUCUUUUCUCUAUUUCAAUGGGUUGGCAAAUAGAGGAUCGUUGAAUGCUUUACUUAAUAGGACAUCCAAUUUCGAUUCCAGGCCAUUCAAAGCGAAAUCUGACCAUGUGAAAGAGCCUAUUCCAGAUGAUGUGUUGGAAAUAAUGUUGGGAAGGUUGUAUGAAGAAGAGAUCGGAAAUAGUGAGAUUGAUUUUUUCCCUUAUGGAGGGAAAAUGAAUAGGAUUCCAGAAUCUGCAAUUCCAUUUCCACACCGAGCUGGAAACCUGUUCAGUAUUCAUUACAAAGUGCGUUGGGAUGGAGGGAAUAUUAAAGCGUCCAAAAAACAUUUAAGUUGGAUUAGAAGACUUUACAAUUACAUGACUCCAUAUGUGUCAAAAAAUCCGAGGACCGUAUAUCUCAACUUUAGAGACCUUGACAUUGGGAUGAAUAAACAGCAAAGUGACACUAGUUCCUUUACUGCUAUUGCAAAAGCAAGAAUUUGGGGUACUAGGUAUUUCAAGAAUAAUUUCAAUAGGUUAGUUAAAGUGAAGACUAAAAUUGAUCCAACUAAUUUUUUUAAAAAUGAACAAAGCAUCCCACCUCUUCUUACCCAUUAG
This is a messenger RNA of Morus notabilis, 1605 nucleotides long. Its product is annotated as tetrahydrocannabinolic acid synthase-like. The transcript has 2 exons. Lineage: Eukaryota; Viridiplantae; Streptophyta; Magnoliopsida; Rosales; Moraceae. Gene Ontology annotation, molecular function: oxidoreductase activity; FAD binding. The record is from RefSeq and is a predicted model, not a curated record. The annotation marks the transcript as partial.